CCCGUGAUGAGCGCGGAGGGGGCGCGCACUGGGCUCGCCGUGCACGCAGAAAGCAGCUACGCAGGAGAGAGAGGGGCAGAAGCCGAAUGGUGGAGCUGAAGAUGGCGGAUGGAGACAGCGGGAGUGAGCGCGGUGGUAGCAGCGGGGGAGGAGGAGGUGGCGGCGGCGGCUUCCAGCACUUCCAGAGGGACCAGGAGACCCAGGAGCUGGCGUCCAAGCGACUGGACAUCCAGAACAAACGCUUCUACCUGGACGUCAAGCAGAACAGCAAGGGCAGGUUCAUCAAAAUCGCCGAGGUCGGGGCCGGGGGCUCGAAGAGCCGCUUGACCCUCUCCCUGUCGGUGGCGGCGGAGUUCCGUGACUACCUCGGGGAUUUCAUCGAGCACUACGCCCAGCUCGGGCCUAGCAGCCCGGAGCAGAUAGCCCAGGCCAGCGUGGGUGAGGACGGAGGGCCCAGGCGAGCUCUCAAGAGCGAGUUUCUCGUCCGGGAAAACCGCAAAUACUACCUGGACUUGAAGGAGAACCAACGGGGGAGGUUCCUCCGGAUCCGGCAGACCGUAAACCGUGGACCUGGCUUUGGAGUUGGGGGCCCUGUGGGCGGCAUGCUGGCCGGGCAGACCAUAGCCCUCCCGGCGCAGGGGCUCAUAGAGUUCAGAGACGCCCUGGCUAAGCUCAUAGAUGACUACGGGGGUGACGACGAGGAGCUGACCGGGGGCAUGGCCGCCGGGGGCUACAGCGAGCUCCCCGAGGGCACCUCCAUCAUGGUGGACUCCAAACGGUUCUUUUUCGACGUCGGCUCCAACAAAUACGGAGUGUUCCUGCGGGUGAGCGAGGUGAAGCCCAGCUACAGGAACUCUAUCACCAUCCCGUUCAAAGCCUGGGGCAAGUUCGGCGGAGCGUUCAGCCGGUACGCCGAGGAGAUGAAGGAGAUCCAGGAGCGGCAGCGGGAUAAGAUGUACGAGAGGAGAGACGAGUCCGAGGGGGACGACGUGGACGACGACUGACCCCAGAACAGCUGACAGAUCUGCAAUAUAUAUAUAGGGGGGUAUUUUGAGGAAAAAUAAAUAAAGUGCAUGACAAAUCGUGCUGUUAUAGCCUACUAAAAAAAAAAAAAGUAUCGUGGUAAAAACAAAAAAAAAAAGUACAUGUGCAGGGAUUUAUUGGUGUAUUAUCCUGAAGUUUGUAGGGUUGGAGUGUGAUUUAAUGGAAAAAAUGAAAGUGGGGUUUUAAAAACAAAACGACAACACAAAAAAAAAAGUGUAAAAAUGAGAUUAAUCUCAUUAUUAUUAUUAUUCAAAAAAAAAAAAAAGAAGAAGGAGUUAUGCUUUAUUGUUUAAAAAAAAAUAAGAGGAAAAGAUACUAAAACCAGCAAAACUUUGGUUUUUAUAAAAACUAGAAAUGAAGCCAAUGAAUUGCUUUCCUAUCCGCAACAUAGUUUAUAUUUAAAAAAAAAAGAUAAAAGUGAGUGAGGAGUCAACGUGUUUAAGAUGUUUUCCUUCCUUCUCUAAAGGAGAGAGAACUAGAUUCAUUGUAUUUCCGGUUCCGGUCCAGGUUGAUCUCCUCGUUUGGAUUGUGUUUUUGUUUGUGUGUGUGUGUGUGUCGGGAUUCCUGCAAGUCAAAAUUUAAAAAAGAGGAAUGUAUAGAGAAGCUGGAGCUGUCAAACAAACCCAGCGUCAGGAUGGAGGAGGAUGGAGGAGGCAGUUAAUCGAACAGAUUAUCCAAAAUGUUAGAGGGAAGUUUUCAGAGAGAGAGAGAGAGGAUUAUGUUUUUAAAGCCCGCCGUGGACUAAACUUUAAAGCUUUUUGACUCCAGUAGUCAGUUACAGUGCGGAUCAGCUGGGUUUUAUGUUAUACAUACAAUCUUGGCAAAAUGUUUUUAAAACAUCAACAAAAAAAAUUUGUUUUAUUUUGGAUUGGACGAAGAUGGAAAGUGUGUUUCCUCACACCAGAGCAUCCCUGGUGUUUGAGAGCGACCACUUGGGGAUGGAGAGGACUGUUUUAGGGUCCCAACGCUCUCCACCACCAACAACCACCACCACCACCGUCACCACCACCCAAAACCAGGGACAACACAUGUAUAUGGGACUUUUUAGGUGCUCAUCUGCUCCCACGUGCCACUACAAAGGGUCCAAAUAUCUGGCAGCCGGACGGGUGGAGGCGGGGAGCGCUGCAUCAGAUGACCACGUCAAGCUUCUCUGACCUUCUCGCUCGAGAAGAGUUUCCCCGCCGCCGCCGUCAUCAUCAUCAUCAGCCUCUCUGUCCGUCGGUGGUCAGACCCUGGACAGAAACACACACUGAUGGAUGUUUUUUUUUUGUUGUUUUAAGAGAACUAUAUUGAAAUGAGAUUCUACUUAUAGGAGAAAUAUUACCGAACAAACCAGCAAAAGAUAUUUUGAAAUACUUAUAAAGGAAAAAAAUGUAUUAUGUAAAGGAAUUUCAAGACUUAUAAAAUAAAAAAAAAAGGUUAAUUUCUUAAAACAAAGUUGUGACUCAAACCUCCAGAUUAUUUUUCAUUUUGUUUUUCCUAGAGUGAAAGUAUAACACUUCCUUAAUUAAAACAACUUUAAAUG
This is a messenger RNA of Larimichthys crocea (large yellow croaker), 2569 nucleotides long. It is a transcript of the gene purbb, whose product is annotated as purine-rich element binding protein Bb. Gene Ontology annotation, cellular component: nucleus. Gene Ontology annotation, biological process: regulation of transcription by RNA polymerase II. Bases 87 to 1004 code for a protein of 305 amino acids. The record is from RefSeq and is a predicted model, not a curated record. NCBI's taxonomy places the organism in Eukaryota, Metazoa, Chordata, Actinopteri, Sciaenidae. Gene Ontology annotation, molecular function: RNA polymerase II transcription regulatory region sequence-specific DNA binding; DNA-binding transcription factor activity, RNA polymerase II-specific; purine-rich negative regulatory element binding. The transcript has a single exon.